AUGUCUUCCUUGACCACCAAAUUCGCUGAUGAGUUGAUCGCUAACGCUGCUUACAUCGGAACACCUGGAAAAGGUAUCCUUGCGGCUGAUGAAUCAACCGGUACAAUCGGAAAGCGUCUCUCAAGCAUCAACGUCGAGAACGUCGAAUCGAACAGACGUGCUCUCCGUGAGCUUCUCUUCACUGCUCCUGGUGCUCUUCCUUGUCUCAGUGGUGUUAUCCUCUUCGAAGAAACUCUCUACCAGAAGAGCUCUAAUGGGACGCCUUUUGUGGAUAUAUUGAAGGAAGGUGGAGUCUUGCCUGGUAUUAAAGUUGACAAGGGUACCGUUGAGCUCGCUGGAACCAAUGGUGAGACGACCACUCAGGGUCUUGAUGGACUCGGUGACCGUUGCAAGAAGUACUACGAGGCUGGUGCUCGUUUCGCGAAAUGGCGUGCCGUCCUCAAGAUUGGUCAGAACGAGCCUUCGGAGUUAGCUAUCCAUGAGAACGCUUAUGGAUUGGCUAGAUACGCAGUUAUUUGCCAAGAGAACGGUCUUGUACCGAUCGUGGAGCCUGAGAUUCUUGUCGAUGGGUCUCAUGAUAUUCACAAGUGUGCAGCGGUGACUGAGCGUGUCCUUGCAGCUUGCUACAAAGCCUUGAGCGAUCACCAUGUCUUGCUCGAAGGAACGCUCUUGAAACCGAACAUGGUGACUCCUGGAUCAGAGAGCGCCAAGGUUGCGCCAGAGGUGAUUGCAGAGCACACAGUCCGUGCCCUUCAGAGAACCGUGCCAGCUGCUGUUCCGGCUAUAGUGUUCUUGUCGGGUGGACAGAGCGAGGAAGAAGCGACAAGAAACCUGAAUGCGAUGAACCAGUUGAAGACGAAGAAGCCUUGGUGGCUGUCGUUUUCGUUCGGAAGGGCGUUGCAACAGAGCACGCUCAAGACAUGGGGAGGGAAAGAGGAGAAUGUGAAGAAGGCGCAAGAAGCGUUCUUGGUUAGGUGCAAGGCUAACUCUCAGGCCACACUUGGUGCUUACAAAGGUGAUGCUCAGCUCGGUGAAGGUGCAGCAGAGAGCCUUCACGUUAAGGAUUACAAGUACUGA
Arabis nemorensis is the source of this 1077-nucleotide messenger RNA. The record is from the annotation of a GenBank genome assembly. NCBI's taxonomy places the organism in Eukaryota, Viridiplantae, Streptophyta, Magnoliopsida, Brassicales, Brassicaceae.